AGAGCCUAAGAUGUCGGCUCGGUCAUGUGAUCAGCUGUGUCCAAUCACAGCUGAUCACAUGGCACUGAUGAUCAGUGUAGCCCCAGCAGUGCCACCUGUCAGUGUCCAUCAGUGCCUUGUGUCAGUGCUCAUCAGCGCAUCAUGCCAGUGCCCAUCAGUGCCACAUCAAUGCCACAUAUCAGUGCCUACCAGUGCACAUCAAUGCCACAUAUCAGUGCCCAUCUGAGCUGCCUUUCAGUGUCACCCAUCAGUGCCAGUCAGCGCCACCUAUCAAUGCCAAUCAGUGCCACCUAUCAGGGCUGCAAAUCAGUGCCACCUAUCAGUGCCAGUCAGUGCUGCCUAUCAGUGCUGCCUAUCAGUGAUGCCUGUCAAUGUCCAUCAGUGCCACCUACCAGUGCCUCCUCAUCAGUG
Messenger RNA from Staurois parvus, 411 nucleotides. NCBI's taxonomy places the organism in Eukaryota, Metazoa, Chordata, Amphibia, Anura, Ranidae. The record is from the annotation of a GenBank genome assembly.